Molecule: messenger RNA, 876 nt
Organism: Orycteropus afer afer
Lineage: Eukaryota; Metazoa; Chordata; Mammalia; Tubulidentata; Orycteropodidae
Source: RefSeq, a predicted model, not a curated record
AUGGCGAUGGCAGAGCUGUACUUCGUUCUUCGUGUGAUUGUAAGUGAUGAUGAUGUAUGGAGAGAUCAGUUUUACAAUGGAAAUUUUAUGAAAGAACGAGGUAAGAUCUUAAACAUGUACUGGGUUUUUCAAGAUGAUUUUUUGUCUGUUGUGGUAUCUGAGACUGCACAACUUAUUGCCUUAUGGAUGUCUGUUGGUUUUGCUCAUGGUGUUUGUAAUACUGAUAACUUUAGUUUGUUAUCCAUUACAAUUGACUAUGGUCCAUUUGGUUUUAUGGAGGCCUAUAAUCCAGAUUUUGUACCAAACACAUCUGAUGAUGAAAAAAGAUAUAAAAUAGGAAAUCAAGUCAAUGUUGGGAUGUUUAAUUUACACAAGUUGUUGCAAGCUCUAAGCCCAUUACUGAAUCCUAGGCAAAAGCAGUUAGCUGCUCAGAUUCUUGACCAUUUCCCUGUUCUUUAUUAUAUAAGAUUUAGAGAAUUGUUUAAAGCCAAAUUGGGAUUGCUUGGAGAAAGGGAGAGUGAUGAUGAUUUAAUUGCAUUUCUCUUACAUCAUUUCUGGGCACUGAGGAAGAUUUCAGAGCACGAACUCUUUCCUGUCUGGGUGUCCCAGUACCUUUUGAGACUGGAGAGUAACACAAAUGACUCAGAUUCUAAAAGAAGAAAAAGAAUGGCAAGUGUCAAUCCUAGAUAUGUGCUGAAAAACUGGAUGGCAGAAUCUGCAGUGCAAAAAGCGGAAAUGAAUGACUUUUCAGAGGUCCAUCUUCUCCAGCAAGUUCUUCAGCGCCCUUUCCAGGAACAUUCUGCAGCUGAGAAAGCAGGCUAUUCCUCACCUACUCCUUCUUGGGCAAAAGAUCUCAGAGUUAGCUGUUCAUCUUAA